CACAGAACCGAAGGAGAACACGAUCCGUUUCCACAAAGUUGGCAUUGCACGAUACCCCUGCUUUACUCACCCCAUUGCUCCUAAAAACAACACGUAAGGAUGGUUUAAACCUGUUAUUGUCCCUGAUGCCCCUCAUCUGGUGAUACUCAAAGGUGAACAACUACAACUUAGUUGUUAUGUGGGAGAGGGAAACACGGGUGGGGUGCGAUGGCUGCGAGAUAAAGGCCGGAGGAUUGAAGGAGAACGCGAGGAAGACGGAGCCAGCGUCAUCUCCCUCACCUCCACACAGAUGCAGCAUAUGGGUCGCUAUACAUGCGAAAACACAAACACAAGCGCGAAAACCUCCAUCUACAUCUACGUGAAAGACUUAGAAAAUGCAUUUGUGCGCUCCAUGUUGAAUGGCCUUCUGGCGAAGGAAGGAGAGAACUGCACCCUUCCGUGUUUGGUAACAGAUCCAGCUGUCAGUCAACUGUCUCUGCAGACCUGCGCUGGCUCCGCCCUCCCAGAUGGACUCACCUACACCACGCAUCCUCAGAGAGGCAUCACCAUCAGAAACGUCUCCAAGGCUUUCGAGGGGUGCUACGUUUGUGCAGGGGAGAUGGAUGAAGUACCCGUGAGGUCAAGCGAGUAUAACCUGGACGUUCGGCUAGUUCCAGAGACGGUGCCAGUACUCAGCCUAUCCAGAUCAGAAAAUGAAAUACGGAUUCAGGAUCAGGAGUUUGAACUUACCUGUACUACAAGCAACAUCAACCAUGAUUUUCACCUGAGCUGGAGCCUCCCCACUAAAGCGGUAGCAAAGCAGAUCCACAACUCUCACAUCCUGAUUGGUUCUCGAGGAUAUAAGCGAUCGAUAACAGUUUGGAUCCAAUCUGUGAAAAUGAGCGACUCUGGAGUUUACCGAUGCCUGGCGCAAAAUGAGAAGGGCGUCUCCACGGCAACGGUCAAUUUGGAGGUUUAUGAACACGGGUUCAUUAACCUCACAGAGGGAGAGGACCAUGUGGUGAAAGUGAGAGAAGGAGAGAGUCUGACUCUGAGCGUGGAGAUGACAUCAUACCCCAAACCCAGUGAUGUCAACUGGACCUAUAACAACCAACAGCUCAAAAAUACAUCCGAGCACGUCAUUACGCUACACAACCAGCAGUACAGGUACACCAGCGAACUGAGACUGGUUAGAGUUCAUGGAUCAGAGGGUGGGAUCUACACGUUCUCGGCCAGUCACAACUAUACAUCUGUCAAUAAGUCAUUCACUGUCCACGUUAUAUGUAAACCUGUAAUUGUUUACCAGGAGGGGCCGGUUGAUGGACAGGUGAGGUGCGUGGCUUCCGGAUAUCCUGUCCCUAAAAUAUCUUGGUAUUACUGCGAGCCUCCACUUACACGGUGCUCCCACCUGCUGAAUUCAACACAGGCAGAUGAGGAGGUUGCUGUAGUAACCGUGUCCGGGUCCGAGUUCGGACGGAGCGAGGUGGAAAGCCGACUUAAUAUCAGUAAAGGAAAAUAUCACACUCUUGAGUGUGUGGCGUCCACACAGGGCGAACAGGCCUACACCUUAUUUUCCAUCAGCGAAAGAACUGUGCCCCAUAAACUCUUCACACCUCUGCUGUCUGGUGUUGUCUCCACUUCUGUUCUGCUCAGCCUCAUUCUUGUGGUUCUGCUUUACAAAUACAUGCAGAAACCAAAAUAUGAGAUCCACUGGAAGGUGAUAGACAGUUUUGAUGGGAACAAUUACACCUACAUAGACCCUACACAGCUGCCGUAUGACCCUAAAUGGGAGUUUCCAAGAGAAAGACUGCGUUUUGGGAAAAUUCUCGGCUCUGGAGCUUUUGGUAAAGUGGUGGCAGCUACAGCAUAUGGACUCUGCUCAGCAGACACAGUGACCACCGUUGCUGUUAAAAUGUUAAAACCGAGCGCUCAUUCCACUGAGAAGGAGGCUCUUAUGUCUGAGCUGAAGGUUUUGAGUUACCUUGGUAGCCACAUGAACAUUGUCAACCUGCUUGGAGCCUGUACAGUAGGAGGCCCCACUUUAGUGAUCACAGAGUACUGUUGCUAUGGUGAUCUUUUAAACUUCCUUAGGAGAAAGAGGGAUGCAUUUUUUAGUUCCAAAACCGGAGACGGAUACUACAAAAAUUUGCUCAGCCAAACACAGCCUUCAAGUGAAGGGAAUGAAAAUGGAUACAUGCCCAUGAGGUCCUAUCAGAAGAGAUCAAAUCAGACAGAAUGGUGUGAUGAUAAAGAUGAUCUCUCUUUGGAUACUGAGGAUCUGCUCAGCUUCUCAUAUCAAGUUGCUAAAGGCAUGGACUUCCUAACCUCCAAAAAUUGUGUCCAUAGAGAUCUGGCAGCCAGGAACGUUUUGCUGACUCAGGGUCGACUUGCAAAGAUAUGUGAUUUCGGUCUGGCACGUGACAUCACUCGAGAUUCCAACUAUGUCCUGAGAGGAAAUGCACGUCUCCCAGUGAAAUGGAUGUCUCCAGAGAGUCUUUUUGCUUGCGUGUACACGUUCGAAAGUGACGUCUGGUCCUACGGCAUCUUACUUUGGGAGAUCUUCUCUCUGGGUAACACACCAUAUCCUGGGAUUCAAGUUGGAUCUACUUUCUAUAAGAUGAUACAAGAUGGAUACCGAAUGAGCGAGCCUGAGUUUGCCCCAAGUGAAAUUUAUGAGGUGAUGAGAUGGUGUUGGAGUGUCGACCCUCUGAAGCGACCGACCUUCAAGAAGCUGGUGGAACGAACUGAACUUCUGCUGUCAGAAACCACCAAACAUGAUUAUCUGAAUCUAAGUACUAGUGGCAGCUGUGAGGCAUUUGUUCCUCCCAACCUGCAGAGGGCGCAGCGUCUGAGUUCCAUAGGCAGCUCUACAGCCUCGACUCAACCUCUACUGCAGGCCACCAAUGACGUUUUUUUGGAACCCCAGCUUGUAUAAUUAAGAUCACAACAGCACAUAUUUUGUUUUGCCUCAAAUUCGUAGUUUUCUCACAGGUUUGACCUGAAGAAAGCCAAUGGCCUUAUCUUUCAUUUAAGUUUUGUCAUUUUUGGUUUUUUUAUUGUGGCUUGGAGUGUUUAGUUUUUCGCAACUUAACUCGUUCAGUAUGUUUAAAAGAGUGUUAGCUCAGCAAGUCCUCAACUUAACUCCUAGUAGUUGUUAAAGUGCGUUCCUCUAAAUUGGGUUCUCAGCUUUUCGUUUUCGGUCAUCAAACUUUUCAGGUUCUAAAUUUCUUGCGAUUUUCCAUUUCAACCAUAUUACAGUAUUAAGAUACACACUGAUCACAUGGAGCAGAUCUAAUUUAUUCUUAAGAUUAAAAAUGCAUUUUACAGCAUCUCGCGCAUAAGGGCCACAUUUUUAAGAUGUCUUGUUGAGUUAAACCAAAGUCCCUUUGGAGAAGUCACGCCACCAGGCGGCCAUCUUUGCAAUGCCUCUGGGCAGUUCAUGCAAGACUAAAGUCCCAUUUGUUUGAAUGGGGAAAGACAGAUAUCUCUAAAAGUGUGGGCUAAAGUCACAAUUAACAACAUAUUUCCAACCAACAAUUAAACCUGACAUCAACUGUCCCCAACUUUUGUUUCUCAAGCUCAAAGUUCCCUUGAAAAUAGUAGUUUUAGCAAAUCAUGCACAGGUUGACAAACGCCUCACGCGAGUCUGUACAGAUUGAUAAUUGGUUCAUGUAACUGGAAGGCGGGACUUCCAUCUCCGGAGCGGCCACAAUGAGUGUUGCACUGUCCCCUAUUCAUAGUACACUGCAAAAAAUAACUUAGUAUUUUUGUCUUGUUUCCAGUAGAAAUACUUAAUUUAAGAUGAUGAGCAAAAUGACCUAAAUAAGUCUAGUUUUUAGACAAAAAAUAUACAAUAUAAGUGAAUUUGUGGAUAAAACAAGCAAAAAAAAAACUGCCAAUGGGGUAAGCAAAAAAAUCUUGUACAUUUUUCUUGUAUCUUGAAAUAAGUUAACUUUUUUCUUAAACAUUUAAUUCAAAAAAAAUUCUCACCCUACUGCAUAUAUUUUUGCUUGUUUUAAGUACAUAUUUACUUAAAUUGUAAAUUUUUGUCUAAAAGUCAUUUUUUGCUAAAUAUCUAAAAAUUCUUAAAUUAAGAUGCUUUUUCUUGAUGAACAAAAUGACCCAAGAAAAUAAGUCUAGUUUUUAGACCAAAAAUAUACAAUAUAAGUGAAUUUGUGGAUAAAACAAGCAAAAAAAAAAACUGCCAAUGGGGUAAGCAAAAAAAUCUUGUACAUUUUUCUUAAACAAUAAAUUUAAGAAUAAUUUUUUUUUUUAAAUUAUUGGCACAUUGGCAGAUUUCUUUGCUUUUAAUGCACAAAAUCACUUACAUUUGAUAUUUUUGGUCUAAAAACUAGACCUAUUUUCUUGGGUCGUUUUGCUCAUCCAAAAUUUAAGAAUUUUUAGAUAUUUUUACUGAAAACAAGACAAAAAUACUAAGUAAGAAAGCAAUUUUGCAGUGUAUAUCCGAUUAUAUAUCCCUAACGUAACAAGGGCAAAAGCAAAUUGUGGUACGAAUUAAUAUGAAUUAGCCACCUCGUAAAAUACAUAUGAAGGGCCAUGAGAUAUUGUUGGUCUGUCACAUUGUUGCCUACAGUGUACUAAAUAUUUUAAGCCAAGAAAGCUGCCUAUUUAUAUACAGUUCUAACUAUAAGUUUAUGCUCAAAAACUUAGGUCAUGAAUAAGAUUAAAACCCUGUGCUGCACCACCUGUGACUAAAUACAGCUGUGCUCUAUUGCAUUGUAAUGAUUUACGUAGAUUAACAGCAACCAUGGCAUUAUUGUGACAGGCAGUGAGGCUGUUAACAUGAACCAGACAAGCAUUUAAAUAUAUGACCUUAUCAAAUAACUAACUCUAAUGAUGACCUCAUAAGGAUUGGUGUGUCAUUUUUGGCCGUUAUUCUUGACUGCUUGCAGGUGCUUCAUUAGACUGCACACUAACAUAGGUCAGUGUUAAAGAUUUUGAUCUCUGCUUGAACACGUCAAUAUCUUAAGCACUUAAGCAAGUAAUGACAGUUAUCAGCUAUCUUCAGCAUGUGUAAUUAUUACUCCCUCGAUGGCUGUUAGAAUGCAUUAUUGAUUCGAAUGCUAGAUUGGAUCAUUCUGGAAUUUCCACCUCAGCUACCUACUAUCUUUGGAUUUGUUUACAAUAUUUUUUUUGUAUUUAUGAGUUUGACAUUGAAUUUUAAAUACUGCAUAUGUAUAUACAUAAAGACAUCAAGAAGAGGUUUGUUGCUAUGUAAAACUGAGAAUAAUGUUUGGAUUGCACAUCAGCGUUUGAUGAACUAACUUACACUGGGUACUAGUCUUUGACUAAGGUGGCUAGCUGAAGUUUCGGGAUUGGGCAUAAGCAAUUUUUCAAAGUUAGCUUGGUAUGGCUUUUUCAACUUGGCAGACUGACUAUUCUAGUAGAUAUCCUAGGUCUAUACCAAGUUAUUCCAGCUAAGCUGGAUAUAUCCACUAAUAUAACUUAUCAACAUAAGCCACAUUCAAAGAAUGGGACCUGAUCUCUACAGGUAAUCAUAUGAAAUGUUUUUGAAUGUUUACUGUGACAAAUGACUUGAAAUGAGAUUUUAGAUUUGACUUUGUAAAUAUCUGAUGUGUUAUUUUUUCAACUUUUAGAGGGUAAUUUCUGAAGGAAAGGGGUCGGAAGGGAAUGAUGUAACCGUUUUGAUAUAGAUUGAAUGAAAAA
Paramisgurnus dabryanus is the source of this 5667-nucleotide messenger RNA. NCBI's taxonomy places the organism in Eukaryota, Metazoa, Chordata, Actinopteri, Cypriniformes, Cobitidae. The record is from RefSeq and is a predicted model, not a curated record.